AUGGCCUCUGCAGGCCCUGUGCCCUCCCCACGAUGUCUGACCACCUCAAGCCAGGGAGGCCAGCCGGCCGGCACGCAGCGGGACGUGGCUGCCUUCUCUGCGAGCAGAGGGAAGGGCAUUUACCGGGAGCCUAAGGAGCCUCUGAGUCUCCACUCGGGUCUCCGCCGGGACAGCUGGACUAGCACCGCCGCCGCCGCCGCCGCCACCUCUUUCCAGCAGCCGCAGUCGCAACCGUUAAGGCUCCAACCGGCUCGCUGCGACUGUGGCCCGCGAGGCCAGCUGUUGAAUGGCUCGCGUCGAGCGCGCGGGGUGCAGAAGCGUCUCCGCCGCAUCCAAGCCGCCGACGCAGGCGCGCGCCCCAGUGCCAACGCCCCGCGCGCCCCUCGCCCCGCCGCGGCCCUGGCGCGCUCGCCGCAGCUGCCUCCUGGCUCCGGCCUUCUGGCUCCCGGCUGCGGGUUCGCCCGCCUGCCCGCCCGCUCCCCUCGGUGGGCUCUUGCCAAGCAGAUUGCCUCCCCUCGCGGGCUCCGCCCCCUCGCUGCCAUCCCUCAACUUGCCCGCAGGACCAAUGGCAACCAUGGCCUAGUCCCGCCCCUUCGAUUCCCCCAGGGCCAAUCGCCUUCUCCUGAGGACCCAUUCAAGGCCCCGGGAGACCAGAGAACAGAACUGAUCCGAAUCCAGAUCGCGCCUCCGAAGGGCACAAAUUUCCAAAAGAAUAAUCCGGUGCAUAAGUUAACUGAGGAGGAGCUGUUGGCAUUUACAACAUGUUUGCUUUCACAACCAAAGUUCUGGGCCAUUCAGACAUCAGCCUUGCUCCUCCGGACAAAACUUGAAAGAGGAAGCACACGCCGAGUGGAACGGGCAAUGAGGCAGACACAGGCUCUUGCAGAUCAAUUUGAAGAUAAGACUACAUCUGUAUUGGAACGUCUGAAGAUGUUCUAUUGCUGUCGAGUACCACCUCACUGGGCCAUUCAGCACCAACUUGCAAGUUUACUCUUUGAGCUUGGAUGUACCAGUUCAGCUCUUCAGAUAUUUGAGAAGCUAGAAAUGUGGGAAGAUGUUGUCAUUUGUUAUGAAAGAGCCGGGCAGCAUGGGAAGGCAGAAGAAAUCCUUAGGCAAGAGCUGGAGAAAAAAGAAACACCAAGUUUAUACUGCUUGCUUGGAGAUGUCCUUCGCGACCACUCCUACUACGACAAGGCCUGGGAGCUGUCCCGGCACCGCAGUGCCCGUGCGCAGCGCUCCAAAGGCCUCCUUCAUCUGCGGAGCAGGGAGUUUAAGGAAUGUGUGGAGUGCUUUGAACGCUCGGUGAAGAUCAAUCCCAUGCAGCUCGGUGUGUGGUUUUCUCUCGGCUGUGCCUGUUUGGCCUUGGAAGACUACGGAGGGUCAGCGAAGGCAUUUCAGCGUUGUGUGGCUCUAGAACCUGACAAUGCUGAAGCUUGGAACAAUUUAUCAACAUCUUAUAUCCGAUUAAAACAAAAAGAAAAAGCUUUUAGAACUUUACAAGAAGCCCUCAAGUGCAACUAUGAACACUGGCAGAUCUGGGAAAACUACAUUCUCACUAGCACCGAUGUUGGGGAAUUUUCAGAAGCCAUUAAAGCUUAUCACCGGCUCUUGGACUUACAAGACAAAUACAAAGAUGUUCAGGUCCUUAAAAUUCUGGUCAAGGCAGUGAUUGAUGGGAUGACUGAUCGAAGUGGAGAUAUUGCAACUGGCCUCAAAGGAAAGCUGCAGGAGUUAUUUGGCAGAGUAACUUCAAGAGUGACAAAUGAUGGAGAAAUCUGGAGGCUAUAUGCCCAGAUAUAUGGAAAUGGGCAAAGUGAAAAGCCUGAUGAAAACGAAAAGGCGUUCCAGUAUCUAUCUAAGGCAUACAAGUGUGACACACAGUCCAGUUGUUGGGAGAAAGAUAUUACAUCAUUUAAGGAAGUGGUUCAGAGAGCCUUAGGACUCGCACAUGUGGCUAUAAAAUGCAGUAAAGGCAAAUCCAGUCCUCAGGAGGCUGUACAAGUGCUUUCUUCGGUUCGACUCAAUUUACGGGGCUUGUUAUCUAAAGCAAAGCAACUUUUUACAGAUGUGGCAAGUGGAGAAAUUUCCGGGGAGUUAGCUGAUGAAAUAGCAGCUAUGGACGCCUUGGUAGUAGAGCUCCAAGACCUAAGCAACCAAUUUCGAAAUCAGUAUUGACCAUUCUGGGAACAAUUUCUGGAAAAGGCACUUUCACCUUCUGGAAGUUCUCUUAUACCUGUGUAUCUGAAACACAAGAUAUUGAUUUUUUAAAUAAAUUUCUUUUU
Equus quagga is the source of this 2282-nucleotide messenger RNA. RefSeq names its product tetratricopeptide repeat protein 27-like. The record is from RefSeq and is a predicted model, not a curated record. The transcript has 4 exons. Bases 1 to 2175 code for a protein of 724 amino acids. Gene Ontology annotation, molecular function: protein binding. NCBI's taxonomy places the organism in Eukaryota, Metazoa, Chordata, Mammalia, Perissodactyla, Equidae.